Messenger RNA from Arabidopsis arenosa, 1544 nucleotides. NCBI's taxonomy places the organism in Eukaryota, Viridiplantae, Streptophyta, Magnoliopsida, Brassicales, Brassicaceae. The record is from the annotation of a GenBank genome assembly.
GUCGUCUCGUCACCGGAGAUUUUAAAUCGGAAAAUGAUCGGCGGUUGUAGGGUUUAUUGGGGGAAGAAGUCGGAUAAAGAGAUUGAAGAUGCUGCGGCGGUUGACGGUUGUGGAUCUAACGGUGUUGUUGUGAUCUUUGUUUGGAGUUCGAUUAACGAGAAUCAGCUUAUGAAUUUCGUUGAUCUUUAUUCUUCUCUUGGUUGGAAUUCUCUUGUUUGUCGCGCUGAUUUCCUCACUGCGUUUUAUCCUGAAAUGGCUCUUUCUUUAGCAUUCCACCUUCUUUCUGAACUUGUUGAGGAGCUAAAGACUAGACCAUGUCCUGUUAUCUUUCUAGCUUUCUCUGGUGCUCCUAAAGCUUGUAUGUAUAAAGUAUUACAGGUGAUCAUGGGUGAUUGUGAAGCUCAAAUUCAUCCGGAUGAUAGCCAGUUGGUUAGAAACUGUCUUUCUGGACAUGUCUAUGACUCUGGCCCGUUGGAUUUUACGAGUGAUUUGAAUGUGAAAUUCGCACUACAUCCCACCAUACGACGAAUGUCUGGGCCUUCAAGACUAGUAUCUUGGGUGGCCAAAGGGAUUUCUUCGGGGCUGGACGGUUUAUAUCUUACAAGAUUUGAAUCCCAACGCAGUGAGUACUGGCAGGCCCUCUACUCUUCGGUUGAAAUUGGGGCUCCAUAUCUCAUCUUGUGCUCGGAGAAUGACGAACUUGCUCCUUUACAAGUAAUUUCAAGCUUCACCCAUCAAUUGCAGGAACUGGGAGGAGAAGUUAAAGUUGUCAAGUGGAAAAAUUCUCCUCAUGCAGGACACUACACACAUAACCCUAUACAAUACCGGGCUGUUAUCUCCAACUUUCUAGAGAAAGCAAUGUCAGUUCACUUACAGAAAAUCCGGCAGCUCGGAGAAAGAGCUCACACACAUGAUGAGAUCUCUGAGUUAAUAUGCGACCUUCAGAAAGUUGCUGUUAACUCUAACCAAAGCCUAAGAAGAGUAGCCACUGGGCCAAGUGACCACUUUUUCUUACCCAGCUCAGCGCCGUAUCAAAGCAACAGCAGCAGCAACGACCCAUCAUCUUCACAAGAAGAACAGAGAGAAAGAUCUCCCUUCCGCCCACUCCAACCAACAAGUAUAAACGCUCAUAGCGUUCUCGGGCAAUUCCUAUUCGACUCAUGUGUUCCAAAGAACAUCGAAGGAUGGGAUAUCAGAUUCGCGGGUUCUCUCAACGGUCAACCGUAUGCCACGUCCUCCUCCCGUAAGAACUCAAAUCUUGGUUUUAAGAAACGCGUUUUCCGUUCAAGACUAUGAAUGAAAUCGCAGAAACUGAGCCAGGUGCGCGUAAUGUGAACCAUAUGGGGAAAUAGUAGAGAGAUGUUUAGAAAAGAAGAGGAUGUAUAGGAUGCGGAAGAUGUAAAUAGAGUGACGAUUACUACAACCUAACAUACAUGAGGGAUCUUCGAAUGUUGUGUGUACAAGUCUCAAAAAUAAGUCUGUAUAGAUAGACAUAUCUGUUACUUGUUUACACGAAAAUGUGUUAAUAAAACACUGUAAUAUGU